Molecule: messenger RNA, 7599 nt
Organism: Episyrphus balteatus (marmalade hoverfly)
Lineage: Eukaryota; Metazoa; Arthropoda; Insecta; Diptera; Syrphidae
Exons: 5
Coding region: 302-1408 (368 amino acids)
Source: RefSeq, a predicted model, not a curated record
GCUGUUGUUUUUCUGGUUCAUCUUCAUUUGUACUGUCUACUUCAUCUACUGUGUUUUAUUUUUUGAUUAAAUUUAUUAGAAUUUAUACAAAUUUUGAGUUAAAAGUCAAAUAAAUUAAUUAAUCAAUUUUAUUUGUAAGCAAUCUAGUAAUUUCUGUGUGAAAAUACUAUCGUUUUCAUCGUCAAUUCCAACUGUAAAAAGUUCACUUCAUUAAUUAUUUCCCGCCAUUGUUAAUAUAAAUGAUAAACAGCAUCGCAAGCUAUCAAAUUGCAUUAAACAAAUAUAAAAUAAUUGAUUCAAAAUGACUGAAAAUUGUUUUAUAUGUGAAGAGCCACUUGGCGACAGAGAAUCCAAAACGGUUAAAUCCAGAGGUAUACUAACCUUAAUCGACAGAAGUAUAGCAAGGGGCCGUAAGGAUCAUGAAGAAUUAUUGCUUAGUGUGUCUGAAAUAAAACUUCACAUUGCAUGUUAUAAAAACUAUUCAAAUCCAAAAAUACUAAAAAACUUACAAUCUCGUCGUAGCCGCGAUUGUGUGAAUGCUGAAGAUAUUUUAAAUACUUUCAAUUUUAUGGAAAAUUGUUUCGUAUGUGGUAAAAAAAUAACAUAUGAAUCAGCAAGACCAAAUUCCUUGGUAACGAAGCCAUGUUUUCAAGUAACAAUAAUGAAUGCAUUGACUAACUGCAAAGACGAGUUGGGCAAACAAAUAUUUGAUCGCAUUAAAGAUGUUCCAGACUUGAUUGCGGUUGGAGCGAGAUAUCAUCGAGAUUGUGUUAAACUUUUGUAUAGUUUUAAUCAUCCAUAUGAACCGGCUACUAAAGCCAAAAAAAAAACUGAACUAAUUGAUAAAGCUAUGAAAUGCAUUGAUUCCUACUUCAAUGAACAUUACAAUGAAGGCCAAUUCAAACUAACCGAGUUGAUUAAUUGUAUUGACUUGGAUUAUGUUCCUAGCCGGGGAACAAUUAAAGAAAGAUUGCUUGAGAUUUAUGGUGAUGAUGUUUUGUACUUUGAUCACGAGCAUAAGGAGACAAUAGUACGUUUUCGAGGAUAUGAGAUUGAAUCUGAAACAGAAGAAGAUGUAAUAGAAAAGAGACCUAAAAAACCUCUUAAGUCUUGUAAAUGCAUAGAAAAAUGUAAAUCGCGUUUUUGUGCAUGUCGGAAAGCUAAUGUGAUGUGCUCUACUGCAUGUACGAAUUGUGAGGGAGAAUCCUGCACAAACUCGGUGAAUUACAGUUGUAGUGAUUCGUCUGACGAAGAUAAUAUUAAAUUUGAACGUUUUUCGAGGGCAAUAAGGAAUGCUGAAAAUAUUAAACUAGAAAAGUCAGAUAGUGAAAGUAAUCCUGAUGACACAGAAGAAGAUUAUCAACCUGGACCCUCUGUACGGCGAUCUAAACGAAGAAGAAAAAAUUAAGAGCUACUCCGUCAUCGUUACGUCUUUAUUGGACUGACCUUAUACUGUUUUACAUAAGAUUAAAUAAAUGCAACGGUAUCGAAUACUUGAUAUCAUCAAAGUCACAAUUAGAAAGUUUGGUACAAAAACGAAUUCCAAAAAUGCAAAUUUAUUUGUAACUGAAAUAAUUUCAAACUACAUACAGUAUACACAUUCAACUGAUUCGUGACACUAUAAAUGACAGCUUUAAAUUUAUAUUGAUGUUUUUCUGAUGUGUGGUGAUGGAAUUUAAUAAGAAGCUCUCGUCUCACAUUACAAUAAGAAAUACUGUUUUUGUUUUGAUAUGGAAGCCAUUCUUAAAAUUUUAGCAAGAACAAUUUUUAGCAACAACGAAGAACUCUGAUUUAUUAUUGUCAGAUCCAUGCAAAAUUAAAUAAGAUCAAAGAUACAAAUAAUGGUUGGACUUGAUUGAAGAAGAUAGACAUAAAAGUCGCAAAUAAACCUAUUUUAUGAAGAAAAAAAUGUUUAAAAUAGUUUCAUGUGUUUAAGGAAGAAAAAACAAGAUGAAUAUACAAGCAGCUAAAAAAACCGUCACGUAUGUUUUUAGCAUUAAGAAUAUUUUAUUAUUAGAUACUAUCUAAAUAAUUUUUAACUUUUAUUACUAUCUACAUUUUAUAAGCGAGCUUAAAACAAAAGCAUUGAAUAAUUUCCUUAAAAAGCUCAAGUAUGAAUAUGCAAAUUUAGAGAAAUACUUUUUUUUGAACUCAGUAACAAAUCUCAAUAAUAAUGGUGCUUUGGUUAGACCCUUUGUACAAAAGUCAGUAAGAAAAUAAGUCGUGUGUAGUGUAAAACCAAACCAACUCAAAAUUUGGUAACUUUUUCAUUUUCAAUCAUAGAGAUUUUAGAUGAAUAAAAUUUUCAAUACCUAAUACUAAAAUUCAGCGACCAUUAGCAAUUCGCAGAGAUUUAUCUUCGAACAUGUUGUUUAAAAUAUCUAAGUUUAUUGUAGGCCUUAAUUAUUGCAGAAGUAGCUGCAGCAUAAGCUUCCCAACGUGUAUCUGAGAGAUAUUAAGCCCUCAAUUACUUUUAAGAGCAGAUUUUAAAGUUUGCCAUCUACUAGUUGAUGCCAAUAAAGUAUUAAAAAAGAAAACAACAACAAAAUUAUAACUCAGAAUAUAGAUAAAACUUUUUUUUUGCCAAAAUUAGAAUGAAUCCGAAUUUUUAUAAAAAUAUGACGUGUUUUUCUUACCAAAGAGCCUCCGCAUUUGUGAUCUUGCAUGAAACUCGAUUUUUUAAAACUUUCCAAAGAUUGGGAUUUUGUUUAAAACACCUUUUCACGACUUUAGCAGUGUGCUUCGGGUCAUUAUUCUGCUGGAAUAUGUCCAUACUAAUGGCAGACUAUCUUCUGCAUAUAGAAGCAUAACAUUUUCCAAUAUUUAGGUAUCUACGUUUCUUUGGUCAUUAUAUUUUGUGAUCCAAAAAAUAGAUCCAUUUAUAGAAAAAAUAGUCCCAAACAUUUGAUAUUACCGUCACCAUGCAUUCAUCCUUCCAUCAUAAAUCCGACCAUUAGAUAAAAAAAAAUAUUUUGAUUUAGUCUUAAAAAAUAAUUUUUUCAGUUUAUUUUUUGACUUCCUGAUUCUUGGUUAGUGUUUCCGAAUUCAAUGUGCUGUUUUAUGUUAAUUUUUCUUAGUCAUUGCAAAUCGUUCGGGAUUUAACAUUUCAACGACAAAUUGGCUUUAAUUAAGGUAGAUGUUGCAAAUAGAUCCACAUAGUAAAUCUGAAAUAUUCAGAAUAUUUAGCUAUAUGAGAAUGAGUUUUUGCCCUCCAUCUAAUUCCUGAACAAACUGGGUGAAAAACUUUCCCACAAAUCCCCUUACAAGCUUCCCAAUCAUUUGUCUUAGUAGAAAUAGAGCAUUCAAUGUUGCCACAAGUUUUACUUAAAGUUUACAAGUUUUACGCUUUUAGAUAUUAUGUUGUAGGAUAUUUAUUACGGACGAGGGGUUGUAACAUUUGUUGAAAACUGUCUUUACUUUAAAUAGUUUUGCAAUGAUUUUAAACAUGAAACAUUUUCUAUACAAACUAACAAAAUUUAAUUUUUGUCUCAAUGAAAUUGAAUAUAAAAACGUUUUAUAUACUUUUGUGUACUGCUGUUUAUUUUAAUUUGAAACUGUUGCUUUAGUUUUAAUUUAACUGUUUUUAGUUUGAUGUAUCAUUUUCGUAAAUAUUAUUUAGAACUUUAAGUUUUAAAACAAAAAAGAAUUCUAAAUUUGUGCUUCUUUGUUGGCACUUGUGCAAACGUGUUAUUAUGUAGGUUUUUUUAUGUAGAAAAAUUGUUUUCGAAUAAUUAGGAAUCGUGUUGAGUCGAAUAUACAAGGUGUCCCAAAAGUAAUGGAUCGAACGAAAUAAUAUGUGAACUAAAGGGCUCUCAAAAUUCGUUAAAUUGUUAGUUUUAUACUAGUUUAUCAUUUUAAGAAUAGUUAUCACAAUGAUCCUAAGGUACUAGCUUUUUUUUUUCACUGACCUUUUUUGUUUACAUUUGUUUUUUUUUUUUUUACAAAUCUUUCACUAUAACAUUGUUUAAUAGUUGGGAACAAUUGUAUUAAUCAAAACAUUUUUUAUUUCGUUCUCCAUUUUGUUACGAAUUAUUUAGCAGGUCGAAGUUUUAAUACAGCUCGAUUUCUUACUUUUAUUUGAAAGCAACAUCCACAAAAAAAUUUGUAUGGUUUGACACUAAUUUAUCAUUUUAAAAACUUGCGUAGUUGUUGUUUUUUUUUUCUUUUCACUGUCCUUUUUUGCUUACGUCAAUAUUUAUCCGCGAAGAUUUAUUCUUCUUAGAAUAAAACGUACAUAUAUAGAUCUCGUGUUUCACGCAUAUAGAAAAAACGAGACAAACCUCAAGUGAAUUAAUUAUUUUCAAGAAAAUUUUGUUCACUAUUUAUAUUUCUUUUGAAUAAAUCCUCUAAUUUUUUAUUCUUUCUCACUCAUUCACUUUCGUCAUAUUAUCCCUUUACUCACAAUUCUUCUUCAUUUGUUUUUUUUUUUUUCAAGCUAUUCGCCUAAAAGUAAUUGAUCCUUCUAAGUUUUUAUUUUCCGAGCACCACUUUCACUCACACAUUAUCUCUCUAAAAAUAUUUGAAUUGCAACGAAACUUUUCCUACGUUUACACACACACAUUUUGUUGAUACUAUCUAAAACAAAAUUGGAAAUCAGUUGAUUUCAGUAUAUUCCUUAAUAUAUUAGCAAUUCGCAGACGUAGAUCGCAUCUCCAUAUGAAUUGCACUUUGUGCUACUUUCGUUUCGUCAAUUUAUCCCUUUACUCACAUUUAUUAUUGGUUUUUUUUUUUUCAAGCUAUUCGCCCAAAAGUACUUCAUCAUUCUUAGUUUUUAUUUUCCGAGUACCGCUUUCACUCACACAUUAUCUCUCUAAAAAUAUUUGAAUUGCUUUUUGGGACCAAUUACAAAUUUUACUGUCUCUUCGAAAAAAAACACCCUUUCACCAAAUUUUUUUUUAUGAAAACUCUUUAUUUUUGCUUUCUAUCCCAAAAUCAAUGUUUUUACCAAAUUUCAUUAGGGUGCAAGCAAAUUUUUAUAUUCGAAAAAAUAUACUGCUUAAAAAUGAACUGAAAUUGAGAUAAAAAUGAUGGUUAAUUGGAGUAAAGAAAUUUAUUUGCAUUUUGAAAAAAUAUUCAAUGAACUACAGUAGUAACACUAACUGUAUUACAUAAUUAACAAAACAUAAAAAUAACAUAAAAACUCCAUUAUUAGAUAACAGUAAUGUAACUUUUUGAUGAACAGAAAAAACAAUCAAAAUGAUAAUAAUCCAAAAUGCUCUGAUCAGGAGUGACUCAGACUACUCAUCAGUCUCUGAAGAGUCAUUCUGAAAUAAUAAUAAAUACAAUAAAUACAAUAAUUUUAGUAUAAAUAAAUAAUAGAAAUUAAAACAAAAAUUGGAGUAAUAAUAACAGAAAUAGCCCGCUCGUGAUCACCAGCAUUUUUAUUCUUUCGACGCAAAUCGUUAAGAAAUUGUUGAUUGCCAUUCGAAAAAAGUGAUCGUUUAUAAUUCUGAAAUUUCUCACGAACGGUUUCUAAAAAGCUUUCAAUAGCCAUUUUCAUAGGCAUUAAUCUGGCAAACCACUUAGUAACAAACUUCCCAACCAUUCAGUUAGCAUUGACAAGAAAUUAUUGUAUAUACUAGAGAUUUAAAUCCAUUUUACUGAAUUGUUUUGAUACUGACAUGAAAAUUUGAGUCAUUUAAUCCAAAAUCUGCUCUGAUUGAUUCAAAUUAAUACCCACCAGUAAUUGCUGUCACUAUCGCUUGAUCCAACGCAGGUCUACGGGGUUGAUUCUAUAAAGUGUACAAAAUUAUCUUUAGUGAAAGGGUGUUUUUUUUUUUUUAAGAAAUGAUGAAAUUCGGAACUAGUACCACAAAAACUAGGAAAAAAUUGUUACACCAAUGAAAAUUGGUAAAAAUGUUUCAUUUAUAACAGAAACCAAGAACCCGAAAAGUCUAUAAAAAUAUUUUAGGUUAAAGGGUGUUUUUUUUUUCGAAGAGACAGUCAAAUCUGUAAUUGAUCCAAAAAAGCCAAUGAUUCAUUUUAUUUUUGGUUUCGAUGACAAAUUGAAGGUUUAUGUUAAAGUUCUUAGACAUUUUACACGAAUCAAUUGCUUUUUGGGACCAAUUACAAAUUGUACUGUCUCUUCGAAAAAAAACACCCUUUCACCAAAAUUGUUUUUAUGAAAACUCUUUAUUCUUGCUUUAUUUUUGACCUUCACCCCCUCCCUCUUGUCCGCGAAAAAACACCCUUCCACCCAACUUUUUUUUAUAGACUUUUUUUGUACUUGGUUCUUAUCCCAAAAGCAAACUUUUUGCCAAGUUUCAUGAGUGUAACAAUUUUUUUUUUUAUUUCUUGAUUUUAUGUACUAUAGGUAUGCUUGGUGUUGGCAUCAUUUCUUUUCAAGGGUCCCAUGAUCAAUAUUUUGAAAUGGUAUUUCGUGAAGUUUUAAGAUUUCAUCUUCGUUGGUUGUAAUUUUAAUUUGUUUUUUACUCUCACUUUUAAGAACUUUUAUUUUUUAAACUUUCGCCUUGAUUGCAACAUUUGCAAAAGCUUUUAAAGAUCUGUUUAGGAACUCUUCACGGUCUUUUUUGAGACUUUUUAAAUAAUUGCCAAAUACUUUAAUAUUUUUCCAGGAUUUAACCAUACUGGAUAUUUUAUUUGGACCUCUUAACAAAAUAACAAAUAAAAUCUAAAUAUAAAUUUUGUUAAAUGGUGUAGCUUAUUAAAAAGACUACCGUAUUUUGGUGUCCUAUAAACCUUUUCAUAUGCUACAUUUUGCAAAUUUUUCAUACAUUUGGAUAAGAAUCUGACAAACAAUUUUCCAUAGGAAACCAGCUUUAUCAAACCAAAACAUAAUAAGAUUCCACUUGACACUCUGCAGCUGAAAACUUUCUUACAUUGAAUUACAUAUGUGCUUCUGCUUUGUCCCGGAUUAAAACCAAUUCUGUGCUUGAUUUUUCUUUUACGAAACUGUAGUCGUGCCAACGUAGCUACUUCUGCUUUCGCCUUUCAACGUGGAAGCAAGAACUGAAGAGAUCUUCUAACACAGCCCUGUACGUAGUUUUCGAUUUUUAUGAUAUUCAUUUUUUUUAAACACAGUUUUCAUAAAACACUUUCCUUUUUUUUUUUUUUUUUUGUAUUUACAUAUUCUUCAGGUUUUGCAGGUUUCUUUCUUGUUUUUUCUUAUUUUCUUUUCUUUUAUUUUUGUUUCAUUAAUCACUUCUUCUUUUCUUGUUUACUUUGUUUUAUUUGUUUUUAUCUCACGGAAAUCCCUUUUCACUUUCAUCACGAACUUACAACAAAAUCACGAAGAAAAAAUAACAAAAAUAAUACGCUUUUAUAAAUUUGGAGCUCAACUUCACUUGAACUUUAAAAUUGAAUUACAACAAAAUCUUUCUUUAUGAUCCUAUUUGAGCUUUCAAUUGGCUAUCGUUCGUAAUUAAUUCAGCUAUUUGCUCCUGCUGUCUAUUAGCAUGACGUACCUCAACUGCAAAAAUCUAACUUAAAUUUUCCACACAGGCAGUUGACAAUAAACCAGCAUUUUCUCUAUGAUUCAGUAUUUGCCGUCAUCAGCAUUCCCAAGGCAUUGCAUUCACCUUGGAAAAUUGAAUGAAUAACGCCAUCUACUGUUUUUUGAUUAUCAAAUGAUUUUGGUCC